Sceloporus undulatus (fence lizard) is the source of this 2039-nucleotide messenger RNA. It is a transcript of the gene SH2D4A, whose product is annotated as SH2 domain containing 4A. Gene Ontology annotation, molecular function: phosphatase binding. The record is from RefSeq and is a predicted model, not a curated record. The coding region runs from base 679 to 1995 and encodes 438 amino acids. Gene Ontology annotation, cellular component: cytoplasm. NCBI's taxonomy places the organism in Eukaryota, Metazoa, Chordata, Lepidosauria, Squamata, Phrynosomatidae. The transcript has 11 exons.
GCACUCGCUCCGCUUUGCCCAAGUAGAGACCACAGUUUCGUUCCUCAGGUAUAAUAAUACAUCACGUGAAUUGCCUUGGAUCCGAAGUGACUCUGCUUCGGAAGGGCUUCGAAUUGGAGUUCUUUUCUUCCACUUUUCCUCAGAGUUCUUUUCUCAAAGAUCUUUCUCAAAGAUCUCUAAAACAGAUCCCCAGAAUGUUCCUCCCAGAGAUCAUGUGAAUGUAAUUGUAGCUGCUGCUUUUCAGUUAGGAAGGAAAAAAAUUCAGUCCCAGUGAAUCGUUUGUUUGUGUUCAUAAAAACAGCUAAACAGCUACCCUAUCUCUAGCUACACAUUUUUUAAACAGAAAUAGUGUAUAAUUAACUCUGUGUUGUUUUUUUUUAGAAGGACAUGUUCCUCUUCUGCAGGUUAAAGCUGAAUUGCCACAUUUCUACAUCACAGGGAAAGGUCAGGCUGACAAUGUAGCUCCUGCAACCGUCUGUUUCCACCGGUAGACAGCCAAAGGCUUCCAGAUUGCUGAUGAGAAGUGCACCGAGGCAUAACAUUUCCAUGGUUGUCCAAAGCACUUGAUACUCAGUGGUGUCCUACCAUUUUACCAGCGUCUGGUAUCUCCACCUCUCAGUAUGGCAACUACAUUUAGUUUUUCCUUCUUGACUAGUGUGAGAAGCCUCAUCUGCAGCCAUGCUGAAGCAGAUCUUGUCGGACAUGUAUGUGGAUCCAGAGCUGCUGGCAGAGCUCAGUGAAGAGCAGAAGCAAAUCUUGUUCUUCAAGAUGAGGCAGGAGCAGAUCAAGAGAUGGAAGGAAAGAGAAGCUGUGGCCAUGGCACCAAAACCAGCACGAAAGAAAGCCCAUGGGAAAUCUGUGCAGUGGAAGCUUGGGGCCGAUGGCGAUGUCUGGGUGUGGAUAAUGGGUGAGCACUCACUGGAUAAGCCAUAUGACCUGCUCUGCAGUGAAAUUCUUGCUGAAAGAGUGAGACAGCAGUCACUUCAGGAAGCAGAAGCAAUAAGACGAGGUCCAGUCGAAGGGCUCACUGACAUUGGCCUUGGAUCAGAAAUACCAAGAGACAGUAAAAAUCCCAUGAUUGGGCAGAAAGAUAUGGGAAACCCCUCAGCUACUGCAAAUGACCCAAAUCAAGACCAGCCUCCUGCAAAUAAACCAAGAGGCAUAGAGCAGAUGUUGGCAGACUCUGUCAGGCAUUCAAGGAAGUAUGGCAUUCAGCAGAACAAAGAUAAUCUAACGAGGACAACCAUGAAUGAGACUGGAGCACAAGGAGAUCGCAUCAGUGAGUCCACUCAGAAACAGGACAAAGAAGAUCCCGAUUGGCUGGAAUCUUUACAACGGUCAAAAGCAGAAGAUGAGAGGCGACGCACUGUUGCCAAACACGCCCGGGAUGACUACAAGAGGCUUUCGCUGCAAGGCAUCCACAAAGGAAAAGCAGCUGAAAUUUCCAAGAUCUUAAAGGCAGGAGAGCAAAAACAGAUGGUUCCUCCUCCUUUGCCACCAAAGCCUAAAAACCUUCCUGCUCCUAGAAUAGUCAAUGGAAGACCAGAGAGAAAACAGGGAAUACGGAGAACGGUCUCCAGUUCUACUCAGGAAGCUAUUGUUCAGUGGUUCAAAGAAGAGCAGCUCCCCAUCCGAGCUGGCUUUGAGAAAUCAAUGGAUAGCAUAGCACCUUGGUUCCAUGGUAUUUUAACCACCAAGGAAGCAGAAGAACUUCUAAGUGGUUUGGCACCAGGAAGUUUUCUGAUCCGGGUCAGUCAAAAGAUCAAAGGUUAUGUUCUUUCACAUUUGUCAACAGAAGGAUGCAAACACUUCUUGAUAGAUGCUUCUGGGGACUCCUAUAGCUUCCUUGGUGUGGAUCAGCUACAGCAUUCAACGUUGGCUGACCUGGUUGACUACCACAAGGAUGAGCCCAUCACAUCUUUGGGGAAGGAACUUCUGCGUUAUCCCUGUGGCCAGCGAGGCUUGGAGCCAGAUUACCUUGAUCUUUUUGAAUGAGACCACAAGGAGGUACUUUUCUUGACUGGAAAGUACAAAGUACA